GGGCAAGUGUUAAUCAAUCAGACCACAUAAAACCUUGCUUCCAAUCAAUAACAAUGGCGCCUAAAGUUUGGAGGAUCAAGAAAACCGUUAUUGCAUCCGAUCACCAGCCUACCGCAUCAGAUCACAAGCCUACCAGUGACCACAAUGACAAAAAAGAAGCCGGAAUCAAGGCCGUGGUUGCUGCUUCCGGCGACAGUAAUAACACCGAAGAACAAAAAGAGGAACCAGAAACCGCAAUCGAUUUAGGCGUUUCGAUGGAUCGACUUAACCUCGGUUCCGAGAAGAACAAGAAGAAGAAACUCCUUGUGCUUCCUCUUCGUGGAAUCCUUGUUUACCGAGCACAUCGUAGCCGGCCGGAGACCAUUCCGAGAAACCGCCGGCCUGAUUUCUGUUACGGCAGCUUUCUCGUUUACAAGAGGCCUUAUUGUCUAGGGUUUUUGAAGUUUUGCUUUCAAAGAUUUAAUGUUGGAUUGUGGUCUUCUGCUAGAGAACAUAACUUGCAAGGAAUUCUGACUAAUGUCAUGGGAAAUCUCAAAAAAAAGUUAUUGUUCACUUGGGAUCAAGAACAUGGCACAGAUUCAGGUUUCAAGUGUCUGGAAAACCGAGACAAGCCAUUGUUCUUUAAAGAACUUAAUCAUUUAUGGGAGAAAAAGUACCCGAAUCUUCCGUGGAGUGAUGGAGAAUACUCCGCUUCUAACACGCUCUUGAUCACAGAUCCUGAGAAGUCCCUCUUAAAUCCUCCAAACACAGCAAUCUUCCCUCGGAAUUAUGAUCCUGAAAACCGGAAAGAUGAUUUUCUAGGUCCGAAAGGUGAAUUACGAGUGUUCUUGGAAGGGCUUGCAGAAGCCGAAGAUGUGCAAACCUAUGUGGAAGAACACCCGAUCGGGGACCCUGAGAUUACGCCUUCGCAUCCUGACUGGGACCAUUAUUGCAAGAUAAUUUGUUGUGUUAACAAGAUAAGAUUUGGUGAUCCAACACCAAAACUAAUCUGAUUCAUUCAGACGAAGAGGAGUGUUUAUUACAUGAUUUGUUUACUUGUUAUCUUUUUAAUUGGGCUCAGAAUUUUGGUUUUUAUAGUACAGGGAAAUUUUGCUUCUAACUUUGGAUGCAUAAGUGACACAAAGUUGAAGAUUAUAAGUGAUUGUAAUGA
Molecule: messenger RNA, 1150 nt
Organism: Helianthus annuus (common sunflower)
Lineage: Eukaryota; Viridiplantae; Streptophyta; Magnoliopsida; Asterales; Asteraceae
Exons: 6
Coding region: 54-992 (312 amino acids)
Molecular function (GO): phosphoprotein phosphatase activity
Source: RefSeq, a predicted model, not a curated record